AUGGAGUUAUCACCCAUAAUUGCAGCAGAAAUUCAACAGAUUACGGUAGAGUAUACAGCGGAACACAGUAGAGGCACAAAUACGGCAGAUGCACGAAGACAGGCACGAAGACAGAAGAGUACACAGCGAAACACAACAAAGGCACAAAUACAGCAGAUGCACGAAGGCAGGAAUGACACGAACAUAGUAGAUGCACGAACACUAAAACACGACACAGAAACCUAG
This is a messenger RNA of Prunus armeniaca (apricot), 225 nucleotides long. Lineage: Eukaryota; Viridiplantae; Streptophyta; Magnoliopsida; Rosales; Rosaceae. The record is from the annotation of a GenBank genome assembly.